Fragaria vesca subsp. vesca is the source of this 1316-nucleotide messenger RNA. RefSeq names its product cinnamoyl-CoA reductase 1-like. Lineage: Eukaryota; Viridiplantae; Streptophyta; Magnoliopsida; Rosales; Rosaceae. The record is from RefSeq and is a predicted model, not a curated record. The transcript has 6 exons. Bases 126 to 1091 code for a protein of 321 amino acids. Gene Ontology annotation, molecular function: oxidoreductase activity, acting on the CH-OH group of donors, NAD or NADP as acceptor.
UCAUUGGGCGUGUGAGCCAAGUGGCGACCGCAGAAGGCAUAAAGCAAGAUCAAAUUCUGAUAUAAAGGAGAGGAGGUGAUCUAAAGCAACCCAACAACCAAGUGUGAAUUUCCGGCAGAGAGAAAAUGAGCAAGGUCGUCUGCGUCACCGGUGCUUCCGGUUACAUUGCUUCAUGGCUCGUCAAGCUGCUCCUCCAACGCGGCUACACUGUCAAGGCCUCUGUUCGCAACCCAAAUGAUCCAACAAAGACGGAGCACUUGCUUGCAUUUGAUGGAGCUAAGGAGAGACUUCACUUUUUUAAAGCAGAUCUAUUAGAAGAAGGUUCUUUUGAUUCUGGUGUUGAGGGCUGUGAAUGUGUUUUCCACACUGCGUCUCCCUUUUAUCAUGAUGUGACAGACCCAAAGGCAGAACUACUUGAUCCUGCAGUAAAGGGAACACUUAAUGUUCUGAACUCGUGUUCAAAAUCCCCAUCUAUCAAACGGGUGGUUUUAACAUCUUCUAUAGCCGCAGUUGCAUAUAAUGGAAAGCCUCGAACUCCUGAUGUAGUUGUUGAUGAGACAUGGUUUACUGAUCCAGGUGUCUGUAAGGAACAGAAGCUAUGGUAUGUGCUUUCAAAGACUUUGGCAGAGGAUGCUGCCUGGAAAUUUGUAAAGGAGAAGGGAAUUGACAUGGUUACCAUUAAUCCUGCAAUGGUUAUUGGUCCUCUAUUACAGCCAACGCUAAAUACAAGUGCUGCUGCAGUUCUGAAUGUUAUUAAGGGAGCUCGAACAUAUCCUAAUGCAAGUUUUGGAUGGAUUAAUGUCAAAGAUGUUGCCAAUGCACAUGUUCAAGCAUUUGAGAAUCCUUCGGCUAGUGGAAGAUAUUGUUUAGUCGAGAGAGUUGCACACUUUUCAGAAGUUGUGCAAAUUUUACAUGAGCUGUACCCUGAUUUGCAACUUCCGGAAAAAUGUUCAGAUGAUAAACCUCUUGUCCCGACAUAUCAGGUGUCCAAGGAAAAGGCAAAGAGCUUGGGUAUUGAAUUUGUUCCGUUAGACAUUAGCCUCAAGGAAACAGUUGAAAGCUUGAAGGAAAAGAGUUUCAUCAGCUUCUGAGUCGUGCACUACAUGCAGUUUAGGUAUUUGAAAUAAAGUUAGUGAUGGUAAAACAAGUUCUAGUCUAAGAACCAGAGAAGAUUUCAGUUGGUGUUUUUGAUUUAGCUUUCAAGUUGUUGAUUCCUGUAUACAUGUGUCUGCAAUAUACAGAGAAUAAAUGAAAAAAUAAAUAAAUAAAUCAACUAUGUACUGUUUACGUCCUGAAUAAAGUAUUGGAUUACUGAA